AUAAAUACAACCUGAGAGCCGCGCAUGAAGCAGGAAUGAACAACAGGAGAAACCCGCACGGCAACCACUCAUCCGGAGGCUCGUUCCAGCUUUUCGUCUUUUUCUACACUUAACACACGGUUUUGGGGUCAGGAAAAUGGCCACUUCAGCAAGUUCAAAACUGAACAAAGCUGUUAAGCAGCAAUACAUGGAUCUCCCUCAGGGGGAAAAGGUCCAAGCCAUGUACAUUUGGAUAGAUGGGUCUGGAGAGGGACUGCGCUGCAAGACCAGAACUUUGGAUUCUGAACCCAAGAAUAUUGAGGAUCUUCCUGAGUGGAACUUUGACGGCUCCAGCACAUACCAGUCAGAGGGCUCCAACAGCGACAUGUUCCUGAUCCCCGCAGCCAUGUUCAGGGACCCGUUCAGGAAAGACCCCAACAAGCUGGUGCUCUGUGAAGUGCUCAAGUACAACCGCAAGCCGGCAGAGACCAACCUGCGCCACAUCUGUAAACAGAUCAUGACCAUGGUGGAGAAUAACCACCCGUGGUUCGGUAUGGAGCAGGAGUACACUCUCCUGGGCACAGAUGGACAUCCCUUUGGCUGGCCCUCCAACGGCUUCCCAGGUCCACAAGGGCCCUAUUAUUGUGGAGUGGGAGCAGAUAAGGCAUAUGGACGAGACAUAGUGGAGGCGCACUACAGAGCCUGCCUGUAUGCUGGGGUUCAGAUCUGUGGAACCAAUGCUGAAGUCAUGCCAGCUCAGUGGGAGUUCCAGGUUGGGCCUUGUGAAGGUAUCAACAUGGGUGACCAUCUGUGGGUUGCUCGCUUCAUCCUUCACAGGGUCUGUGAGGAUUUCGGCGUGGUGGCGUCCUUUGACCCCAAGCCAAUAUCGGGGAACUGGAACGGAGCUGGCUGUCACACCAACUUCAGCACAAAAGAAAUGCGAGAGGACGGUGGGCUGAGAGUCAUUGAAGACUCGAUCGAAAGGCUGGCAAAGAGACAUAGGUAUCACAUCGGGACCUACGAUCCAAAAGGUGGGCUGGACAACGCCAGGCGCCUCACUGGUCAUCACGAAACCUCAAACAUCGACGAGUUCUCAGCUGGCGUGGCCAAUCGUGGCGCCAGCAUCCGCAUCCCUCGCUCAGUGGGGCAGGACAAGAAGGGCUACUUCGAGGACCGCCGUCCGUCUGCCAACUGUGACCCUUACAGCGUCACAGAGGCACUGGUGCGCACGUGUUUACUGAAAGAAGAGGGAGAGGAGCCCACAGAUUACAGCAAAUGAACAGUCUAAGACAAAGAGUCAAUACUAGUACUGUAUUUAGCCUUGUGUCUAUUUCAAGACUCUAAAGAUUGAUCUCUACCUUUUUGAAUUUUUACUUGACAGAUAAAAUAAUGACGUAUUCCUGCAUUCUUUGUGCAUUCAGUCGUAUGCAGAAAUUCUGUAUCUCUAACAUAAACACUGUCUUUCUGUCAGCAAUGUAUUCUGUCAUGGUAGCUGAUAAUUUGUAAAGAAGAACAUAAUUGUUCAACUUGUACCAAUGAAAACGGAUAAAGUGCAGCAGGAUUUUGCUGUAGAUCCUGUAACCAUGACACAUAGGAUCCCAAAGGUAUUUGAAUGUUUUUAGCAGUCUUUGUCUCUGUCACAGUAGUGGUUUUAUACUGUUGUAGAUAGUUAAGGUCAUUAAGUAAGCUAAUCUCCUUUUUGUAUGUUUUUUUUAAUAAUGCAUGUCUGUUUUGUCUGUUUUUUCACUUGUAAAUGUCAAUAGCUAAAUAUCUUUAAUAAACACCUAACAUUUUUUACAUCUGA
Molecule: messenger RNA, 1783 nt
Organism: Xiphias gladius (swordfish)
Lineage: Eukaryota; Metazoa; Chordata; Actinopteri; Istiophoriformes; Xiphiidae
Gene: glulb
Product: glutamate-ammonia ligase (glutamine synthase) b
Exons: 7
Coding region: 137-1258 (373 amino acids)
Cellular component (GO): cytoplasm
Molecular function (GO): glutamine synthetase activity
Source: RefSeq, a predicted model, not a curated record